Molecule: messenger RNA, 4389 nt
Organism: Cavenderia fasciculata
Lineage: Eukaryota; Evosea; Eumycetozoa; Acytosteliales; Cavenderiaceae
Exons: 7
Coding region: 1-4389 (1462 amino acids)
Biological process (GO): sexual reproduction
Source: RefSeq, a predicted model, not a curated record
AUGUCCAUUAAAGACGAAGAAUAUUUGUUCAAUGUAUUAUAUCUAUACUUUAGAAAAGAAAGAAUGGGAUCUUCUUCUUCCUUAUCUUUUUUAAUUUUAAUAUUAUUUAUUAUUAUACAAUUUACUAAACCUCAAGGUGUCAUUCCAAUCAGCACAGAUACUAAUAAUACAAAUCUAUUAGUUAAAUACUUUAUACCAAAUGACGCAAAGAUAUUUAUGGAUAGUAGUGAUGGAUGCUCAAACAUUCACUAUCAAUUCGUAGUAUCUAGACCUAUUCAAAUUGUAACAUCUGGUGCAACUUUGAUGUUUCAAGACCCUACCACCAACCAUCAAUUCUAUAGUGUUCAAGGUGGUGAUAUGAUGUUGAGUCCUGAAGAAACUCAAUUACUAAAGAUUCAAUACAUAGAGAAUGAUCAAACAUUAGAAUUUGAUAUUCAAUCUAUAACAUGUCAAAGACCACCAACAUUUACAGGAUCAUUGGUUAGUAAUCAAGUUAUUUAUGAUAGAGUAUUUCAAACCUACUCCUUUUUACUAGAGAAUGUAUCCUUUAGUUUUAGAGAUCCAACUUGUCAAUUAAACUUUGGUCAGACCUCUGGUGAUAUAUGUUUUACAUACCUAGUAUCACCAAGUAUCUACCGUGUAGUCAUUGAGAAACGUACUGAAACUAUCCUACCACAAUCAUUUAAUGUUACCAUUAGUAGUAGUACUUCAAGUCAAAUGAUAGUGUCUAUUACUAAUCCAAUUAGUUCUGAUGCAGAUUUAAAUAUUGGUAAUUAUAGUAUAAUACAAUCCACUCCAUCAAAUCAACAAUAUUAUCAAGUUAUUACACCAACCUUUAUGAUGACAAGUCCUGUAAACGUUAGUGUUGGUCGAUCACUUAGUAUUUAUCAAGAGGAAAUGGCUCAAUCCAGACAAAUGAUGAUGCCUUCAACUGGUAGACUCGAUGGUCCCGUUUCCUAUUGGUUUGUAGAUUUGGUGCAACCAAUGAGUAGUCAAAGAUACUAUCCAAUGUCAUUCCCUACCACUUCUACACCAAUCUUUGCUCCAACGAUUUCAAUAUCGAGUGCUGUAUUUAGUAACAUUCAAUUCUCUGGACCACGACCCAUCCAAGUAGCCAAUGUUACUCAAUUAAAUACUGCUACAUUUACUGCCAGUGAACAAGGAGGUGCAUCAUUUAUAAAGUAUCAACAAGGUAAUAGGGCAUUUGAUAUUUCAAAAUAUCCAUUUGGAUUGAAAUCAAUUAGUGAUGGAAGAGUCAUAGUUGGUGCUUCGUAUCCAUGGUUACCUGAAAUGCGUCAAGAUAGCUUUGCCUUUAUCAUGGGAAACCAAAACAUCAUUCAACAAUCAGAGAAUCUUAGAACAGCUCAAAUAGUAACCCUACCAACAACCAAUCCCAUCCCAAUCCUAACUAGAGUAGAGGUAUCUGUCAUUAAUCUAAACCAAUACACCAUUAUCAUUGGAUGUCUCUCCCAAUCACCCAUUCAUAGAAUAGAAAUUAGUGAUGGUAUUAAUCUAUCAAUAUUGGAUCAAUCAAAUAUCGUUCAACAAGAUGAUAGAUUCAAUUCAACCUAUCAAGCAUUAAUCAAUAAUGUUUUAGUCCCACCACCACCAACCAUUCUAACAAUUACAUUGUUUGAUUUGGCUGGUAGAUUAAACAUUUAUAAAUCUGGUAAUGCUUUUGAUUUUGAUUUCAACAUUGUUCCUUCUUUUAAUUUAAAUUUUACAAUUAAAAAUAUAACAUCAUUUAAUUUUGAUAAAACAACAAUUACAAAUAAUCAAAUUCAAAAAAUCAAAUUAAAUGUAAAGAUGACUCAUCCAGAUAUAAACUGGUCACCAAUAUUUAAAUUAAAAAGACCAAUUGACAAGUAUAUUGAAAACAAACAAACUUUGUAUUCCAAUAUUCCACCUCUACCAAGUGACAAUGUACCACAAGCAGAGUUGUUUUACGGAAAGUUGGUCAAUGGAUUUUAUGAAUUUGACAUAUCUGUUCCUCAAGGAUAUUACGAGGGACCUUUGGAUUAUGAGAUAUUUUGCAAAGGUUGGGAUGGUGCUCUAAUGUCAAUCUAUGCAAAGAAAACGUUCAAUUCAAUUGUUCCACAAGUUACAGUUGUAUCGGGCAACACUGAUGAUAACAUUGGUCCUUUUAUUAAUGUCAUCACUAUUGACAGUACAGAUACCACUGAAUCAAGAUCAUCAAAUCGUAUCGUAUUGUUGACUAUCGCUUUCAACAUUUCUGAUAGUUUUAAUGGAUUUGAUAGUGGAUUGGUUACAUUGGUAUCAGAGGGUGACUUUACUCAAUAUCAAUUUACAUUGUCGGCAAACGAUAGACAAUCUGGUAAUGCAAAUCAAGGUAUCUACAACAAGACUAUAAAGAUUUAUUCCUGUCCUUCACGCUCCAUUCGAUUUGAAUAUGUAUCAUUGACUGACAAGGGUGGAAAUAGAAAUGUUUACAAUCGUUGGGAAGCUAGUCUUUUAGUCAAUCCUCUGUCCGUUGCACUACCUGUAUUUGGAGACACAAACUAUAGAAUAUACAAUGUCGUUUGUAGUCUCCCAUCAGAGACUAUUGUCAGUACUCUCAGUACUCCCACCAUUGCCAAUCUUACCUUUAGUCCAACUAUAUUGUCAUCGUUUACUUCAACACCAAUCGCAUUUAAAUUGACACUGUCACUAUCCAAACCAACCUAUGGUCUAUCACAACUCCACUUGCCAUCCAUCUACUUGACCAACAUUAGAGGACAAGUUUUAGAGGUACCUCUUAAUCUUGACGGCUCACCAACUGGAGAUCAAAUUGAAUUCUCGGGUAAUAUUACUGUCCCCUACAUGUAUGGAUUUGGAGGAGAAUUCUUGGCCGUUGGAGUCUAUGGUAUCAUUGAUAAUGCUUUGAACCCUCUUGGAUAUGAUACUGCCGAUUUAUUGGUUGCCCUUCCAAACAUUAUCAAUAAUGGUGUUAUUACAGCACCAAAAAUGGAUUGGACUCCAAAGAUACUCCAUAUCGUCGACAAGAUUACUCAAUCUGGAGGAAACUCAAUUACAGUAAAUGGAUGCAACUUUGGUUCAUUGGAUAAACCAUUACCAGUAGUUGGAUACUUUGACCUAAUGGAUGGAUCAACACCCAUUCAAGUUAAAAGCUUUGCCACCAAGCAAUUGGGUGUCGAAAAUCAAUACCAAAUUAUAUUUACCCAACCACAAUUAAAAUCAGAUAGACUCUCACUCUAUGUGUCGGAUGGACUUGGAUCGGUUAGCAUCUCGACAAACUCUAUUAUUCUCGUCUCAAAAGAUUUUAUCUAUCAAGAGUCUCUAUUCCCUUGUCCAAAGGAUUCCAACGACAAAAUAUGUGGUGGAAAUGGUGUUUGUACAAAGACUGGUUGUCAAUGUUCAACUGGUUAUACUGGAAGUGGUUGUACAAGUGUCAAAAUACCUCACGACUCUUUGAAAAUGGAAUUCAAUCAAGAUAAACCAUCUUUAAAUAUGUUUAUUAAAGAUCAAGACAAUAAUAAGGAAUCAUCAUCGUCAGAGGAAACUGCUAAAACAAAAACAUUUAUAUCAAUCAUUGAACUAAGAGAGAUUUCAAUUGAUGGUGAUACAUUAAAAUCAUAUCCAUUAAAUGAUUGGGAUUAUGUUGGUAGUUUUAAUUCAAAUAGAUCAAGUACUCUAUACAAUUACACAACCGUUAUUCGCCAAGGAGACAACACAACAUCAACUAUCAAUGUGACCAUUGAACAUUUCAACACUACUAGUGAUGUAAUGAUUGACUUUGCAGAUGCCAACUUUACCGUUCAAGAUUCAACCAUCAAAUAUACUAUUAGUAUGUCCAACUAUAGCUUUUCAUCACGUCUCAAUACACUUCAACUCAUCAUGGACUCGGUCAUUACUAGAAACACUAGUUCCGACAGUUGUUCAUCAUCUGAAUCUGGAUCAUUCAAUGGCGCAGAAAAUGAUGUUGCUUGGAUCCAACUCCGAGUUGAUAGCGUGUCACUCUAUGUCCAAUGCAUAAAGAAUGCAGAGGCAGACGAUCGUACAAUCUAUGUAACCAACAAGAUAUUAGAAGAAUCUGUAUCAAACGACACUACCAUUACCGUGCAAGACCCAUCCAAACAAUCAGUGAAAAGAUUAGCCAUCAACAUUCCAUACUAUGACCGCUACUUUGUCAUUGAUCCCAACUUUCAAGCCAUUUUGAAUAUGGAAAGUGAUACAUCACCAAACCAAAAAUGUAGUAGUAGCGACGAUGGAGGAGUGUCUCGUAGUCUAAUCAUUGGACUAACUGUUGCUCUUGUCGGAGCAUCCAUUGUGAUUGGGAUUACCAUUUUCUUCGCCAUCAAAUAUAAAUAUGCUAUUCAAUACAGAAUCGAUAAACUUUCACAAAAAAUGACUGUUAUUAAAAAGAAAUAA